This is a messenger RNA of Pocillopora damicornis (cauliflower coral), 3367 nucleotides long. RefSeq lists its product as uncharacterized. Lineage: Eukaryota; Metazoa; Cnidaria; Anthozoa; Scleractinia; Pocilloporidae. The record is from RefSeq and is a predicted model, not a curated record. Gene Ontology annotation, molecular function: protein binding; GTP binding; GTPase activity.
AUGGCUUUCAACCUUUCUCGACUCAAUCCGUUCCAAAAAUACCGCUCAAUAACAUCUUUUGGUGUGGAUUGGCCGCGAACAAUACGGCUUGUGUAUGCGUCUGUUGAACCAGUACGUGGUCACCCAGCAAGGUGCGACAAACCUUUGAGAGUUACUCUUCUGGCCAGUGAGUGGAAUUCAUCAAGGGAGGGUUUGUCCACCAUCAACAGACACCUUGCCAUCCUUAUGGCCAAACGUAGCGAAGUGAAAGUCACUCUCUUGGUCCCAAAAUUUGCUUGUUCUGAAGAAGAGAAGAGAGCUGCAGAAAUUGACAAGAUUGUCAUCAGAGAAGCAGAGAUACGUGAAGGCGUCGACCCUCUUGACUGGUUGAGCUCGCCUCCGGAAGACCUGAAAAUUGACGUGGUAAUGGGUCAUGGAGCCAAGUUAGGUGAGCAAGCCCAAAGCAUCAGGGCGUCCCAUAGUUGCCUAUGGGUACAAGUGGUGCAUACUGCGCAUGAAGAGGAGAAAAUUGCCAGAGGAAAAGAGAAGACUACAGCCGAGUUAGAUUUGUGUAAAUUGGCAAAUCUAGUUGUAGCUAUAGGACCCAAGUUGACGGAGGCCUAUGAGAAGCAGCAACGUAUCAUAACGUUAACUCCGGGAACAUUCAAGGAGUUUUCUACUAUAAAUCAUAGUGACUCUGGAAAUUUUACGGUGUUGACCUUUGGUCGUGGUGACCCUGAGGACUGCGGUCUUAAAGGGUAUGAUAUCGCCGCUAAAGCAGUAGUUGAACUGAGAGAGCAGUCCUACCAUUUAAUCUUUGUAAGUGCACCUGAUGACAAUCAGGAGGCAGUCAAAGAACGUCUGCUGCAGAGUGGUAUUUGUAAUCUUCAGCUGACAAUUUUAAAUUUCUCCUUGCUUUGCAAGGAGAAAUUAAAAGAUUGUUUCCGUGAAGUUGAUCUCUGUAUUAUGCCAUACCAGACGGAAGGGUUCGGCUUAACUGCGUUGACGGCCUUGUCAGCUGGUCUUCCCUUUCUUGUAAGUGGAAACUCGGGUUUUGGAGACGCACUGCGCACUGUACCAUUCGGCGCAUAUUUUGUGGUUGAUUCUGAGGACCCCAAAGUGUGGGCUGAGGCAAUUGAUGGCGUCAGCAAGAAGAAGAGAUCACUGCGUCUUAAAGAGAUUGAACAACUGAGGACAUCAUAUGAAGAACAGUUCAGCUGGGAGAAACAAUGUGACCUUCUUGUCGAUAGGAUGAAGGAUCUCGUUCAUUUGAGGGUAGCGCUUUCCAUAAAACGAAAUCUGAGGCUGCUUAAGCAAUCUCUCCAGCGGAUACUAUCCCAAUUGGUCAUCAACAACAACACCUUGACAGAGGAGUUAACGACGUCGGUAUUAGAUAUGGGCUUCAGAAUUUCUGACAAUAUAGGGUCAGGAAACUCUAUGUUCCAUGCCUUGUCAGAACAACUAGAAACCGUCAGAGGAAUCAAGAUCCAACAUGGCCAGUUGAGACAGUCUUUAGUUCAGUACCUCAGGAAAAACCCAAAAAUACCGGAUGGAACAGAUCUGUAUCAAUUUGUCGCUGGCUAUGAAACAUGGGCUGAUUACCUAACAGUCAUGAAACAAGAUGGCGCUUGGGGUGAUCACCUCAUUCUCUGGGCAGCAGCGAAUUGUUUUAAAACGUGCAUUCAUGUGGUCAACAAUCGAUGCAAUGAUGUAGUCAUUAGGCCAUGUGGUCCUUUUGACGAAAGCGAACCACUAGUACUGGGACAUGUUCAUGAGCAAUACUAUAUCAGUAUUCAACCCAUACAAGGGCUGCCUGAGCGAACCCUCCAGAAUCUUCAGCGUAUUCAACUCAGCGUGAGCACGGCGAACAACCACACUACCUUGACUGAGAAGUUCACGAAGAUUGCAUCAGAUAAGGGCUAUAGAAUUUCUGACAAUCAAGGGUCAGGAAACUGCAUGUUCCAUGCCUUGUCAGAACAACUAGAAACUGUCAAAGGAAAAAAAAACCAACAUGGGACGUUGAGACAGUCUUUGGUUCAGUACCUCAGGGAUAACUCAGAACUGCCGGAUGGAACAGAUCUUUUUCACUUUGUCGAUGGCCAUGAAACAUGGCCUGAUUACUUAACAUACAUGGAACAAGAUGGCUCUUGGGGUGAUCACCUCAUUCUCUAUGCAGCGGCAAAUCUUUUUAAAACGUGCAUUCAUGUGGUCAGCAGUCUAGACAAUGAUGUAGACAUCAGGCCACAUGGUCCUGUUGAUGAAAGCAAGCCACUAGUACUGGGACAUAUUCAUGAUUGGUUUUUAGAAAUUAUAGCGGAUUUACUUGAAGUGAUCUUUUACAGUUUGUUUGAGAAGAUGGCAACUGAAGAAAACGCUGAAAUAAAAUUUUUCGGCGCCUAUGGCUACAGACCAGGAAACAAUCAGGAAGAAAGAGAAGUACCAUUCGGCACAUCCUUUGUGGUUGACUCUGAGGACCCCAAAGUGUGGGCUGAGGCAAUUGAUGGUGUCCGAAAGAUGAAGAGAUUACCGCGUCUUCAAGGGACUGAACGACUCAGGACAUCAUAUGAAAUGCAGUUCAGCUGGGAGAAACAAUGUGACCUUCUCGUUGAUUUGAUGUGGAACAAAGUUCAUGGCGUAGGGGUGCUUGAGCGAACCCUCCAGAAUCUUCAGCGGAUGCAACUCUGCGCAAGCACGGUCAACGACAACACUACCUUGACAGAGAAGUUAGCGACGAUUGCAUCAGAUAAGGGCUUCAGAAUUUCUGACAAUCAAGGGUCAGGAAACUGCAUGUUCCAUGCUCUGUCAGAACAACUAGAAACCGUCAAAAGAAUCAAAAUCCAACAUGGCCAGUUGAGACAGUCUUUAGUUCAGUACCUCAUGGAAAACCCAAAGCUGCCGGAUGGAACAGAUCUUCGUCACUUUGUCCAUGAACAUGAAACAUGGGCUGAUUACCUAACAUACAUGGAGCAAGAUGGCGCUUGGGGUGAUCACCUCAUUCUCUGUGCAGCAGCAAAUUGCUUUAAAACGUGCAUUCAUGUGGUCAGCAGUAUACACAAUGAUGUAGACAUCAGGCCACAUGGUCCUGUUGGCAAAAGCAAGCCUCUAGUACUGGGACAUAUUCACGAGGUACACUAUGUCAGUCUUCAACCCUUACAAGGCUAAAGUAAAGUUUGACGGCGGCUAUGGCUACAAACUAGAAAGACCUUCACGAAGAAACAGAAGGCAAAAAGAAAAAAAUUCCAAUUUUUUUAGGAAUUUCUCUCACGAAACUCUAGUUUUAGCCGAAAAGAAAGCUUUAGACGAGAUAUAGCUUUUAGGAGGUCGUAAGGUUUUCGGUUUGGAUGAGCUUAAGUCACUGAAUAGCUAUCGAGUUUUCGUGGUUUGAUUG